This is a messenger RNA of Theobroma cacao (cacao), 1751 nucleotides long. Lineage: Eukaryota; Viridiplantae; Streptophyta; Magnoliopsida; Malvales; Malvaceae. The record is from RefSeq and is a predicted model, not a curated record.
AAAGUUAGACAUUGAUGAGAACUGAAAAACCAUGAAACUGAAGCGAAUGAAUAGGGGUUGCUCCUUUAAUCAAUAGGGAUAGGGAACUAAUCCUGGUAUUAUUAAAUUUAAACACAAGAAGAUGGAUUACAAGCUGCAAAUAUUUGGGAUCAAAUCCCACCUUGAACAGAUGCAAUCACUAGAUGACAGGGCCACGCAUGAGGUUGAUGACAACCUGGGAAGGGAUGCUCGACAUUCUGUUAAUGCUGUGGAUCGACAACAAGCAUUUUCUGUUAGUUUGCCAGAUGGUGGUAGAGGGAUAGGCGUGUACAAAAGUAUAAAAACUGUAGUUCUGUCAAAGAAAUUCAACUUGCUGAUCCCCUUUGGGCCUCUAGCAAUCGUCGUCCAGAAAACGACUGGUCAGAAUGGUUGGGUCUUUAUUCUUGGCUUAUUGGGUAUAAUGCCUUUGGCUGAGCGUUUAGGUUAUACUACAGAGCAGUUGGCUUUUUACAGUGGACCUACAGUCGGUGGUCUUCUAAAUGCUACAUUCGGGAAUGCAACAGAGCUGAUUAUAUCAAUCUAUGCACUGAGAACUGGAAAGAUACGUGUUGUUCAGCUGUCAUUGCUUGGCUCACUUCUGUCAAACCUGUUGUUUGUUCUGGGAUGUGCAUUCUUCUUUGGUGGGAUUGUUAGAAAGGAGCAGGUUUUCAGCAAGCCAACAGCUGUUGUCAAUUCAGGACUGCUGUUGAUGGCGGUCAUGGGCCUACUGUUCCCAGCAUUCCUCCACAGCACACACACUGAAGUGCAUUUGGGGAUCUCAGAGUUGGCUCUCUCAAGAUUUAGUAGUUGCGUCAUGCUUCCAGCCUAUAUUGCCUAUAUCGUUUUCCAGUUAAAGAAUCUAAAUGAUCUGGAAGAAGGUCAGAACGGAGACUUAGAUGAUGAUGAAGAAGCCCCAGAGAUCUCUAAAUGGGAAUCAGCGAUCUGGCUUGCAAUUAUGGCAGCUGCGAUCUCUAUCCUUUCAGAGUAUCUGGUUGAUGCCAUAGAGGGAGCAUCCCUUGCUUGGGGUGUACCAGUCGCUUUUAUUACUGUUAUCUUGCUUCCUAUAGGUGGGAACACAGCAGCAGUUACAACCUCAGUCAUGUUUGCCAUGAAAAACAAACUUGAUGUGUCUUUGGGAGUAGCAAUAGGGUCAUCAACGCAGAUUUCCAUGUUUUUGAUUCCCUUUUUAGUGGUUAUCGGAUGGAUAUUUGAGCGCCCGGUGGACUUAAACUUUCAACUUUUCGAGACAGCAACUCUGGUCAUGACUGUUCUAUUUGUAGCCUUCUUGAUGCAGGAAGGAACUGCCAAUUACUUCAAGGGACUAAUGCUUCUUUUCAGCUAUCUGAUAGUGUCUGCAAGUUACUUUGUACAUGAAGACCCUUCCUCCUGAUAAUGAGCAAUGUGGUAUUACUUAGGAGUAGAAUUCUAAACCGACAAGAAGAAAGAAGUGAUGAAUUAUUAUGCAACUAUCAUUCAUCGCACAUGUUAGCUAGCCUAACGAGUAGUACAACUCUCUACGGGAGCUGAGGUCUAUUCUCUCUUCUCUCAGAUUUCUCCUGAUGUAUAUGGAAAAUCUUAUCUAUAUACAGGAAUGUAAGAAAAAUCUUCUAUCUUUAAUGUAUGUAAUUUAAGAUAGGUCGAUCAGAAUUCACAAUGAAGUAAUAAUGAAAUUAAAGCAAUAUUAUCUGAAUAUUUUAGAUAUCUUUUUGACCCCCAACACAUAAUGAAUCCAA